AUGAGAAAUAUAAUUGUAUUUUUUAUUAUUAUUACCCAAUCAAUAUCACAAGAUGUAGGUACAUUGUUACUAACUAAAUUGAACAAUAUUCAAUAUCAAUGUACUGAUCCUGGUUGUUCAUCUUCAACUACCACUUUGACAUUGAACUUGAGAGCUUGUGAAAUUGCGUGUUUAGUUAAUAUCAACUGUCGGACACUCACGUUUGAUCAAUCCAAUAAUCAAUGUGAACUCUUCACUGAUAUUCCAAGUGAAUAUGGUAGCUUGAUAGCACAAGCAGAUUCUAUAACCUUGACUAUCAUCGAUAAUAGAAAAUUAUCCACUCCGAUGACAAUUAGUACAACAGCAUCCGUGUAA
Adineta steineri is the source of this 354-nucleotide messenger RNA. NCBI's taxonomy places the organism in Eukaryota, Metazoa, Rotifera, Eurotatoria, Adinetida, Adinetidae. The record is from the annotation of a GenBank genome assembly.